UCCUGGAAUAAACUCUUACCGUGCAGUUAGCUCGGCAGCAGCUGUGCCACGGAGCACGCAAUGAAAAUCCAUGGAUCGUCUAAAAACAUUUGGGACUCUUAUCGUGUCAGUAAAGUCGAUCGGAGAACAUGAAUGAAAGCGUGCACAGGAGAACCCUCCCGGAUCAGUCAUCGGGGAGUGGCCACACCUUCGACACGUCGCACCACCAGAGCGUCACCAGCACUGUCCUGUCGAAGCGGGUCUGCUUCUACAAAAGCGGGGAUCCUCAGUUCAACGGCCUGCGAGUGGUCAUCAACAACCGCACCUUUAAAACGUUCGAUGCGCUGCUGGACAGUCUCUCCAAAAAGGUCCCCCUGCCGUUCGGGGUGCGGAACAUCACGACCCCUCGGGGGGUUCAUGGCAUCCAUACGCUAGACGAACUGGAGGAUGGGAAAUCCUACAUCUGCUCCGACAGCAGGAAAGUCAAGCCCAUCGAUCUCGCCUUGGCCCGGCGGAGGCUACCGCCUUGGUACCACGCCAGACCUGUUAGUUCUCGCCGCAGGACAGCCGGGUUUUUCCCAGGCCGGAAAAACAUCCGCAGAGAGGACCCAGUGGUGGUUCGCACACCCAAAAAGCUUGUGGUUUUCCGCAAUGGAGACCCCUCUGUUAGGUAUACUGUGUUGCUACACAAGAAGACGACAUCGAGUUAUGAGUCCAUCCUGGGACACAUCUCAGAGCUGAUGCAGUUCAAAGUGAACAAACUACACUCUCCGGAUGGCCGACGUAUUGAUGGUCUUCCUGGUUUGAUUUUGAGCUCUGGAAGCGUGGUGGCGGUAGGCAGGGAGCCUUUCAGGCCGGCGGUGUACAACGUAGAGAAAUCUGCAAGUCCAACAAGGCGACAUACCAAGCGAAGGGCUUUCAAAAGGCAAAAGACUUCAGUGUCCAAAAAAAUGACACCUUCGUUUCAUUCGAAUUCGAGGAAUUUCUCUGCGUCGUCCGAGAGGUACCUCGUCCGUCAGAUUCACAACAGCGUCGCCGAGAGCUCCUGCGACCUGCCCACAAACUCCACCGAGUUGGAUUCAGAUCGAGUACUGGAGUCCUUGACGGAGACGGAGGAGGACACCUGUCUCGGCAAAGGCCACGAUGAGGGGCAGGACGGCGCCCUGUCCAAUGACAACAACAUCGAGAAGUCCUUUCGGGUGAACCAGGACGGCAGCAUGACGGUGGAGAUGAAGGUACGGCUGACUAUUAAAGAAGAGGAAACUGUUCAGUGGACAACCACCCUGACGCGCUCGGCUACAGCUGAUCAGCUUAAUACGCCGUGUUUGCCGGACUCUGGCCCAGAGCAGGAGCUUUGCUCUAAAAAUUCACAAACGUCUGCUGCUUCCACUGACAUCGUCCCUAAGGACAGAACCCGGGACGACAAAGACGACGAUCCACCGUCUCUUGGAAACGGAGCUUUCAGUGACAGUUUUCAGGAAGAGGAUGAUCCCAAAGACCACACUGAGGGGUUGCUCCCAAGGAGAGCCCCGACUCCAGGAUGCAAGAAAAUGAACAAACUCCAAGCUUCUCUGGAUAGCAUCACAUCUGUAACUGUGGAUGAGUUUGGAGAAGGAAAUGUAGGCUCUUAUUGCUUCAGGGAAGAGACAAACAGGACAACCACAGAGAGGAUCCACAUGGAGAAUCAGACUAGCACAAGACCGGUUCCCAAACCAAGACGACUCGGCUCUGUGGACGUCAACAGUAGGGACAUGUCUGCAUUCACAUCCACUGAAAUAAUGCACGCUGAAUCCAGCGGAGAGGAAGUCACUGAAACAGUCUUGCACAUAUACGAGCAACAGACAUGUCAUGAUAAUUUUCUUGCAAACGUUGGCAUUCACGGUAUGCCUGCAUCUGGAGCUACGUCAGAAACAAGGCAGCUUAGUUCCAGCAAUGAUUUGGAGCUCGAUCUGUGGAAGCUUUCGCCGGCCUCGGAGCCAGUUAGCAAGUGGAGAGCUGAUCGUAUGUCUGUGACGUCAGAUCUGCGCUUGACAGGCACAACCCAAGGGGCCAAAAGGGAACUACUCCAACAAACUACAAAGAGUCAUGUCAAGCUAGGAGAGAAAGAGGAUCCCAGGGUUUCCUCGAAGCUUAAACCGCACAGCAAACACGUCAGACUAGCUACGACACCAGGUAAGAGACGAAGGAAGACUUUGGGAAAGGCAGCAGAGAAACGGAAAAGAGCGAAACCUUUCUCCAGUGCUGUGUUCAUUAAGAGAAUCUACGGGAACAAAAGGAAGCCACCGAAAAAGGUCAAAAAGAGAGCAACACCAACUUGGAACAGCUCACCAAUGCCAAACGCUAAAAAUGUAAAUGUUCACUCAUCUUUGAAAGGCAAAACGAGCAAGCAAAGUUUCUAUAGGACAAACACUGAAACAAGUCAAUCCCAGAGAGAAAUGAUAUGGCAGAGUAAAAACGAGUCCUUGCAUGUUAGCAGAGCCAGGCCUUCGCAACAAUUUAACUCCUCCAGCUCUGUUGCUAAAGAGUAUGUCGAGAACUGGCUCGAGAAGGCCCAUUCAGAUCCAUCAUCGAACAAAGUAGGAACAUCAGAAACCGGCAAACCAUUAGAACUCCCAUCGGCGGCAAACAUUAUCGUCCCUUCAGUUAAGCUGAGAGUGCAGUCUUUUGAAAACAAAUCGACUCCAGCAGUGGAGAAAACCGGCGUCAGGCUGCAAAAUGCUGACCGACACACAAACGCUGUAAACGUAGAAAAUUACAACAGCUCAAGUCAGAGAGAUUCACGAGCUAAACCGCUGCUAAAUGGGAUCUGCUCUGAAAUGCUUCCACCCAGAACAGAAACAACUGAAGGCAGUGAAGAAGGUAAUAGGACCAGAACUACUAGUACAGUUUCUAUGGAGCUACCGCCACCACCGCCUGAACUACUCAACGCUGAAGACUUUGGAAAUAAUAAUGAAGCGUCUGUAUCCAUCAGCCCUAUAAGCAGUCAAAGAUCAGAUAUUUAUCAAUUAAGUAUGAGUCCUGCAUCUGACAAGUCCAUAUCUCCAGAUGAUAACGCAAUAGAAAAAACAUCUGAUGUGAGCAAGAAUGCCCUCGCUCAACAGAGGGUAGAACUAUCCAGAGCCCCAUCCAUUAAAAGAGCUCCUUUGGUCAGUAAUCGCUCUCUGGAAAGAAAAAUGUCUCUCAGAAAGGCCACUAUGGAUAAAUAUGCUUCAGAUAAUGAUGACUCUGAAGAAUUAUCAGCUCCUAUCCACACUGUUGGGGAUGAAAUCUGCCCGACAGAGACAACACAAACGCUUAAAGCCGCAUUAGAAGAAACCCAGAAACCAACCUUAGAGCUGGGAACUCCAUCAUUUUGUACUUCUGUGUCUCCACUUAGUUUAGCCUCUGAUGGAAGAAUGUCUUCUUCCAGCGUUGCAUCAAGUGAAACUUCAGUUUUGGGGAAAAUCCCAAUUCAAGAGAGAAAAACACCCAAGACGGAAUCACCAAAGAGUUUGAUGAAAAGCACAAAAAUAAAAAGUAGUCCACCUCCAGGGAGGAAGUUCCACAACAAGAACACCUCUGACCUUCAAAACACCUCUCCAAAACUAUCACCGAUGACUGCUCGCCUUCUGGACAAACAUGUUCUUCCAACCAAACGACCUGAAACACCCAACGCUAGUCCGUCAACAGAGAGAAAGUACCUUGAAACAAAAGAGCUUCAGAGAACCUCCCCAUACUCUCAGUCUCUAGAUGUGGCUUCGCCACCCGUUAGACACAAAUCCAGCAAAAAAACUCUUCCAAGAAACCUCGCUUCGGACAGUCCGUCAGAGUCAAACAAUAGGAAAUCAAAGAAAACAGCAUCCCAAACAGCGCAAAUGCAAGCUGACAACUGUGAUGACGCAAAGGAGGCGGCAGGACAUCAGGUUAUAUCUGUGAUGCCAGAGCCAAUAAACGCAGUAAACCAGCCGAACAUGAAGCCAUUCCUUGAGAAGAUCUGCUACUCAAUCAAAUCAAUAAGACAAAUCACUCAGAAUAAACGCCCGUCCUGUUUGGAGAAGUCCAACAGCUUGCCCGACUUUUCCUCUCAUGUGGCCUCAACGUUUGGGUCCUCGUCUAAGGUUCUUCUCGCUUUUCUGGCUGUUAUGACCCUGAAGGAAGGCUUGGCGAACCUCAACAUGAAAGAGCUGAAUGCAAACAGCGUCAGCUGCGCAGAGGCGUUAAAAAUGAUCGAUUCUCUAAGAGAAAUCGCCAACAUCGAGGACUCCCAAAGACUGAGAAUCAGUUUGUCAGAUUUGCAACAGUCGGCUUCGACGCAGCUUCUGCAAAGCUGGAGGGGUUUCCAGGAACUCGGUGACAGAUGCAAAAGUCGGACUGCAACACCCAACGCGUCUCAAACUGGACUGGAGACUGAGGCUGGACUUGAAUUAGACUGUAGCAUCGGAGGAGAUGUUAUUGAUGAGAUUAUAGAUAACCUGGGCAUUCCCCAGAAGCUAAAGGAAGAGUUGGCUUCCCUUUCAGAAGGCGCAGAACGUGAGGGCUUCAAUGGAGGAAAGACUCAUUCUAGCACACUGAAGCUAUUGGCAGACAAAAAUAUUCACGAAAACACAAAAAACAUCACCACUGGAGACAAUGAUGCUGGAGAUUACGAACAAAAUGUGGAUGUGAAGUCUAUUGUUAAAAAAUUGACUGAUAUUAACCAGCCGAAACAAUCGGAAAGGGACAGAAUUCCUCUGUUUUCCGAAGCAGGAAAGUACAAACCAACUGGGCAAGCAAAUGAAGACUAUCAAUGCCAAGAUUGGUCAAAUUCUGUUGCCGAUUCCAAAAAUAGUCCACCAGAAAGGGAGAUUUACCGUACAACGUCUAUAAACCCACAGUCAUGUAGGGAUGCAACGGGUGAAGAUAAUCUGGAAACUAAAAAACAGCAUCAGCAGGCGUCCUUGAGCGAGAAAUCAACACUAGAAAGGGCAAAAGUCAGUGGAGAUGUGUGCAGAAAGACAAAAUCUGUAAACCCAGAGCUGUACAUGGAUUGUAGGCAACCAAAACAAAAUGAGGAAAACAUCCUUGAGAACAAAAUAAUCCAGGGCACUAGAUCAGAUCUAGCUGAGGAACCUCAGAGAAUCUCAAGUGUCAAUAAUGAGAGGGCAGAACAUGAGAUCAGUGCAAGCUCUAAGCUCAGUAGUCUGUCUGUGGAGAAGCAGCCAGACUCAAACUACUAUGCAGAGGUAAAUGUAAAAGGGAAUAAUGCAAUGCACAACUCAGUUAGUGAAAAUCUGCCAGAGGACGAUCCAGCAGAGAUUAAAAGUAAGUUACAAAGUCAAAUGUACAGUAUGGGGCUAAGCAUAAGUACAGAUGAAGGUACAGGAAGCUCAGAUGCAGAGGAACCAUCUUCAGAGGCAGAGCAGCCUGAAGUCGAUUCUAAAAAACUAAAGGUUAUCAUUGAGGAAAGCCUGUCUGGUAAUGAGGAAGAGGAGGAAGACCAUCUUCCUCUUGAUAGUCUUUCUAAGUUUGCAGAACAAACAAAAAAGGGUCGCGAUCUGGAGGCCUUGAUGGAGGAGCCGGAGGAAGACCGGGUUAGCUCAGAAGAUGAGGCCCAGUAUGGCGACGAGCUAAAACUGCAAAGUUCUAUUGAAAGGAGCUCAAUUAGUUUGUUAGAAAAUCACAAUUUAUGCAGCAAAAGAGACGACAGCAGUUUGAUGAUAACUGAAGAUUCAGGGAAGGCAUUGAGAUCUAGUGUUGAUGAUGACAGCGGCAACGAGCACAGCAGUUUUGAGGAACGUGUAGACAAAGUCCAGCUAAAGGAUGAAAUGAGCAGCUUAAUUGAAGAGGAGUUGAGUUACUUUGAAAAGGACUCCAGUUCUGAGGAGGAACAAGCGAGUAAAGAAAGGAAAAUAAAUAAAAGCAAUGCACAAAAGCUGGAAACUCCACCGAGAGCACAGCUGGAAGAGUCAACCCAUGAGGCAAUCGUAGAAGGUCAAAAGCGGCAACCCAAUGAAGUGAUAACCCAGUCUGUUGCUGAGCGAGUAACUCUUCUGGAAAAGCAGGUGGCUGAAGCCCAGAAGCCCAAACUUGCACCAAAAAGUUCCACAAUCAGACGUCUCCCUCAGAGGAAGUCCUCUCCAGAGGUGGAGGAUUCCCCGUCUGAGUCGCCCACGUCCGAGCUGCCUCUCUGCACCCGAUCGGCUCCUCAGUCGUCGUUGUCUUUCAGCUACGACUCCAGCAGUGUUAUAACCACAGAGCCCGAGGGAAGUCGAGUCAGAUCCAUCAGGGAAAUGUUUUUAGCCAGGAGCGCCACAGACAUCCAGCAGGCGGGCUCCGUCAACCCCAACUCGUCCCAGCUCAGAGCAGAGACCUCGGGCAGCGGCGGCUAUCAGUCCCAGACGUCCGGCGACCUUUCCGGCAACGAAGAUGACCCGGUACGGAAAUCCAUCUCGAAAGGCUUUGUGAGGAGGGCGAUCGAAAUGCUUUACGGCAAGAAAGACCUCGAACCCGAGGAAGCGAGUGAAAGAUCCCCUCCGGAGCCGGAUCAGAGAAAGAGGGAAGCCUCGAGCAUCUUCUCCCCGUUCCACUCAGCCAGAUCCAAAGCGAUGUCCGAACUAUCCUACUUCAAUUCCUCCAACGCGCUGGACAUCUUCAGCGAAGCAACAAGAUGCAUCGCUUUCAACGCACAAGUGGGGCCCGGAGACAGUGUCCCUAUCGAUGACGGACGCUGGCUCCUCAGAGAGAACACAUCGAUGAGAAAGUCCGUGUCCGACCCGGUGGGGAUAAACAAAACCUUCGCAAACACGUUCCACGAUGACGGAUUGUGUAAGGAUACAGAGGAGAAGACUCCGUACUCACUGUUCAGCACAAAGCCAGAGUUAGAAGACGAGACCCAGUCCCAGCCUGGAAAGUGCACCUACUUCUCGCUGCCUUACGCCAGCGAAUCAGAGGCGUGUCCGGAUGAAACGAGCGCGGCGAGCAAGGACGCAGACGGCGCCGAGGAGACAGAGGACGCCUCGGCGGACAGGCAAACGUGGGCAGAGAGAAACGGCACCCUGCCAGGAAUCGCAGUUGCAGACUUUAAGAUGAAGGGCAACAAGGUGCACCCGCUGGUGGAGCCGCCGCCUGGUGGUGAGGUUGUGUUGGUGCAGCCUGGGAAAGGUCAGGUCGUCGCCAACAGACGGAUUCCGGAGCCCGACGUUUUGGACUUACUGUAUAGUUUUUGUGGGGAGCAUUGUCCCAUACUAUGAGAGUAACAAAGCCUCCAAAGUUUCAGCUAGAACUACACGGGGUUACAGAUUAAUAUGUUGUCUUUGGUGCCUACAUUUUCAUGUUGUUAUUGGCCUUUACUGUCAACUCAUCUCAGCUAACUUCCACGCAAAACACAAUGUCAUAGUUUUAACCUUUCUGUUCAUAGUUACUCUCCAAAAGGUUUAGUUUUUGUCUUUCUCUAUUUAAAUUUUUCAUAUUUUCCUUCCAGGGAGCAAUAAUUUAUUCAGCUAUUUUAAAAUGGUCUGGAUUCAUAGUUUUUUAGGCUUUUCGUUUGAUUUCGAUUGGCUUUCUCAAUCAUCUUCUUACUAUUAGCGACAGAGCUAAUAGCCCACUUUCACUAAUUUAUUAUAUAGCUUUAUUACAUAUAGAGUUAUACAUUUCGAGACUUCUGUUACUUUUAAUGACUAUUACUUACAGCUAUUGAAACCUCCAGCUGACAGUUAUUGACACCAUCCGCAAAGGAGGGUUAGCCACAAAAUGGUAAACGCUAACGAAGCUGCUGGACCCAAGAACUGUAUAUUGCUGGAAAGUUGAGUGGAAGGAAAAGUCGUGGCAGUAAGAGCCGCACCAGCAGCAGGAAUAACCACAGCCUUUUUUUUAUUGGUCUUGUUUAAUAUUGAAAUUUACUGAGGAACAGAAUUGUGAGCUUUCACUUGAUGUAAGCCAUAACUUUCAAAAUGAGCAAAAAUAAACGCUUAAAGAUGUUUUCCUACAUAUAGAAUGAACCUAUUUGAUUCAUGACGUCCCCUUUCUAAUGUAAAUUAUUGAAUUAAAAGAACCUUUUGGUUAUAUUGUACUUUAUUGAGAUAUAUCUCUCAUCUCUGUUUAUAAGUACAAAUUGUGUGGGUGUAAAACAGAAACUGCUAAACUAAAAGCAAAAGGCUUUGGUGUAUCUAUACAUAAACAGCUUAACAAACCACCAAUGCAUUUAUAACUUCUUAUCAGUCUGUUACAAAGGCACGUUUUUUCCCCCUAAUUUCUUUACCUGAAUAUAUGAAAAGAAAUUACUCAAAUAUAAAUUUUCCAGGCAAAAACACAUAAUUUGGAAAUUUGCUCGGUGAUUUUUAGCCAGAAACCGAAGGGUGAUACAUCUUCCAGGUCCUGUGUCAGGUCUUUUCUAGAUUAUUUUUUAAUUAUUUCUUAAAGAAGGGCCUGUCGGGUACUUUUCAUUUAUUGGAGAGUGCUUUUUUUUUUAGAGGUCUCACACUUAUUUUAGGCUCCAUUCUCAUUUUUUCAAACACAGGGUGCACAACCUGUACAGGAACCGGACUGAACCGCAGAAAACUUGCGGAAAUUUCGAUCAAGACCUUUAAAAAUUACCAAAACAAAAAAGUCAGAAUGCUUGAAGGAAUAAUUUAGCUUGUUUACAGCCUUUGCGCUGUACAUUAGGAGUUAGUUGCUGGUUGAUUCUUGGUAAAAAUAAAUCAAGCAUGUCCUGUAUUUUCAAUGCACCCACCAGAGCUGGUUUUUUUUAGUUAGCUCUUUCUAGCUUGCCUGUAAACAAAACAAGCAGCCAGAGCAUUACUGUAAUCUCACUUUAAAACUCUUUAGACACCCUGCAGAUGUCAGGAAACGAGGCCAAUCUAAUCUUAAGGGCCAGUUGCUUUUUAACAAGCCCGGUAUGUAGAAACUGCCUGUAAAUACUGUGGUUGUUGUGUUAAUAAUGUAUGUUUUUGAUAGCUUGACCAAAAAGGUUAUGUUUAGAAUGAACAGAUUCAUGGUUUACAAUCAGGCAGCUGUGAUGUUUUUUUUGUCUUUUUAAGCUGAUAUGUAAGAAUAAAAAUCUUUACAAGUA
Messenger RNA from Fundulus heteroclitus (mummichog), 9004 nucleotides. RefSeq lists its product as uncharacterized. The coding region runs from base 129 to 7187 and encodes 2352 amino acids. Gene Ontology annotation, biological process: intracellular signal transduction; retina development in camera-type eye; axoneme assembly. The transcript has 4 exons. The record is from RefSeq and is a predicted model, not a curated record. Gene Ontology annotation, cellular component: axoneme. NCBI's taxonomy places the organism in Eukaryota, Metazoa, Chordata, Actinopteri, Cyprinodontiformes, Fundulidae.